AUGACUGAAAAGAACAAAACUGUGCAGAUAUCGGGAGCGGACGUUGCCCAGCAUAACUCCAAAGACUCGUGCUGGAUCGCCGUCCGGGGUAAAGUCUACGAUAUAACCGACUUCCUGGACGAACACCCCGGCGGCGCCCGCGUAAUCCUUAAAUGCGCCGGCCGCGAUGCUACAGAGGACUACGACGCCAUCCACCCUCCUGAACUCAUCGAAGAAACUCUCCCAGCCUCAGCAUUCAAAGGAACCGUAGACCCGGCAACCCUUGACCGACCAGCAUCAACAAAAAAGGGCGUGAAAAAUGUGCAAGAAGACGACAAACGUGAUUCCGACAGUCCCCCACCAUUAAGCGCAAUGCUUAACGUCCGCGACUUUGAGAAAGUUGCCGAGCGCCACUUGGCCGAAAACGCAUGGGCUUACUACACCGCUGGUGCGGAUGACGAGUACUCCAAGGCCGAAGCUGAGCUCGCAUAUCGCAAGGUCCUAUUCCGGCCUCGUAUACUGCGAGAUGUCGGCAAGAUUGAUACACGAACACAAAUCCUGGGUCACGACGUUUCGCUGCCGAUAUACAUUUCUGCUGUUGGUAUUGCGAAAUUUGCGCAUCCUCAGGGUGAAUGUACACUAGCGGCGGCGGCGGGCCAUGAAGGGAUUGCGCAGUUGUGUGCGACGAGGUCAAGUAUGUCGAUUGAGUCGAUUAUGAAGGCGCGAACCGGUGGACCUCAGCAGCCUAUUUUCUUUCAGUUAUAUAUGCACAAAGAUGAGAAGAUAUCGGAGGCGACUAUACUUAAGGCUGUUAAAGCGGGUGUCAAGGGGAUCUGGUUGACAGUAGAUUCGCCGGUGACAGGGAAGAGAGAGAGGGACGAGAGAUUGAAAGCUAAUGUUGAUGUCGGCGAACAAAACAACAGUAUUGGGGGCAAAGGCCAACCCGUACAAGGAGUCGCCAAAACUUUGGCCAGCACAGUCGCACCCUAUCUCGACUGGAACACAAUAUCCUACAUCCGCAAACUCACCGACCUACCUCUCGUCAUCAAAGGUAUUCAAUCUGUCGAAGACGCUGUUCUAGCCCACAAACACAAAGUCGACGGCAUCGUAAUCUCAAACCACGGUGGCCGCUCGCAAGAUACCGCGCAGGCGCCUCUUCUCACUCUUUUGGAAAUCAAUAAAUAUGCUCCUCACCUCAUCAAAGAUAAGAAGAUGCAAAUUUUCAUUGAUGGAGGUGUCCGACGAGGUACGGAUGUUGUCAAGGCCCUUGCUUUGGGGGCUACAGCCGUUGGUAUGGGCCGACCGUUCCUGUACAGCAUGGCUUCCGGAUACGGAGAAGCUGGCACUCGACGAAUGAUUGAAAUCAUGCGUGAGGAGAUUGAGCAGAAUAUGGCUCUUGUCGGUGCGACCAAGAUAUCAGAAUUGAGGAGGGAGUUGCUUAAUACGUCGCGCCUGGAGAGGGACUUGAGCACGUUUAUCGCCAAGUUGUAA
This is a messenger RNA of Talaromyces amestolkiae, 1470 nucleotides long. RefSeq lists its product as uncharacterized. NCBI's taxonomy places the organism in Eukaryota, Fungi, Ascomycota, Eurotiomycetes, Eurotiales, Trichocomaceae. The transcript has 3 exons. Gene Ontology annotation, molecular function: oxidoreductase activity; heme binding. The record is from RefSeq and is a predicted model, not a curated record. The coding region runs from base 1 to 1470 and encodes 489 amino acids.